CGACUUUCUGUUGACACACAUACAGCCAUUACCUGGUUGUGAGCUACUGGCUUUCAAGGCGUCAUUAUGGAACCGUGACCCUGCAGCACGGCCAAAGAUAAAUAUCCGAUUUACAAAACCACGUGAGGGCAAUGCUGGAAAUUGUGGUGAGAAAACAUUGUUGGCAGUUUGCCGUGAUGGGUCGUCGAAGAAUGUAAACUUGCUGCAAUAUAACAAAGCUGAGGAUAAGUGGCAAGAAUAUGCGAUUAUAAAAAUCGAUUACAGUUCUUAUAGUAAUAUUAUAAAGGAUGAUAAUAUAUUAUUUAUUGGCGGUGGUAAAGGUGGUACAGCAUUAAACAUCGCCCGCAGCUGGAAUAUACGAAAUAAAACAUGGCUACAUUUGCCCAACAUGAAGGUAGCAAGAUGGCAACACUGCGUUGUCGAAUUAGAUGGUAACAUCUACGCGAUUGGUGGUGCUGAUGGUAAAAAUGUUCUGUCGUCCGUAGAAAGAUAUACGACAUCCGGUGGUUGGGAGUUAGUGAAAAGUUUGAAUGUUGGACGAUACGACGCCAGUGCAGUGACUUUGAAUGGUGAAAUUUACGUAGUGGGCGGGGUAAAUGAAGAUAGGACUAAAUCAAAAUCCGUCAAAUGCUACAACCCGGAUUCGAAUACUUGGACUUCUUGUGCGGAUAUAAGAAAUUAUUACCAGCAACCUGGUGUAGCUGUACAUAACGGUCACAUUUAUGUUGCAGGCGAUAAAAUGUUGAACGUUACGAUCCUCAGCGAAACAUGUGGUCUCAGGAUAAUUAAGUUGAUUUUUGCCAAUCGCUUGGUAUAAAACUAAAUAAUUUUAAAACAUUUCGCAGAUUUGCUCUUGGAUGGUAACAAUAGGUCUUUAGUAUCGCUAGACAUAAACUAUGGGCUAUUUGGAACCACUCAGAAUGUUCUUCGGAGGCAUGUGUAUCAGUCUAUGACGAGCAUAAUAAUCGUUGGCAACAAAAAUGCUCAUGUCCCAAAACAUACGUGGAGAACUGUUUUGUUGUGCCAGAAUCCUUACUGUCGUCGAAAUGAUUCAAAAUUGUACCUUUUUUUAUUGAAUAAAUUCUUUUCAAAUAAAUUCUCUUAUGAGAAAUAAUAAAAACAAAA
Messenger RNA from Bactrocera oleae (olive fruit fly), 1125 nucleotides. NCBI's taxonomy places the organism in Eukaryota, Metazoa, Arthropoda, Insecta, Diptera, Tephritidae. The record is from RefSeq and is a predicted model, not a curated record.